CGGAGAUGGAGACGGAGCAUGUGGCGGUCCCGGAGACCGAGCCUCCCGAAGAGAAUCCCAAAAGCCGCCCCCGGCCUGUCGACCGCCAUGGGCUGCUGCAGCACAGUCGCGAGUUCUUGGAUUUCUUCUGGGACAUCGCGAAGCCGCAGCAGGAGACGCGCCUGCAGGCCACGGAGAAGCUGCUGGAGUACCUGCGCGCCAGGCCCAAGGGGUCCGAGAUGAAGUACGCCCUGAAACGCCUCGUCGCCGGCCUGGGAAUCGGGCGAGAAACUGCUCGGCCCUGCUACAGUCUGGCCCUGGCACAGCUUUUACAGUCUUUUGAAGACAUCUCCUUGUGCAGCAUCUUAAAUCAAAUACAAGAGAAAUACAACCUGCAAAAGGUUAAGAAGGCAACGAUGAGAUCUGCUCUUUUUGCAAAUUUGUUUGGUGUACUAGCCCUCUUCCAGUCUGGUAGGCUAAUGAAGGACUCAAAGACACUGAUGAAAUCAGUGCAGCUGCUGCAGGCCCUAGCCAAGCACCCCAACCAUUUACAGGAGCAACCGCAGAAGGCCCUGGUGGAUAUUCUCUCUGAGGCACCGUUGGACACCCUGCAGGAGAUCAUGCCAAAGGUCCUCACAGGUGACAUAAAUUCAGUGCUGAGCUCUCCUGAGUAUCUGGCGCUCUUCAUCUUGGCCCGGCAGAAGAUUCCUGCAAAGCUUAAGAAGCUGAUGGGAUCAGUUGACCUAUUCUCAACUGAGAACAUCCCCAGGCUGGUAGAUGUGUUGAAGAUGGCAGCUGCCUCAGUUAAGAAGGAGCACCGACUCCCCAGUGUGGCCCUGGACCUGCUCCACCUGGCACUCCAAGAGAAUAAGUUCCCCCAAUUCUGGGAGAAAGUUAUCGAGCAAGGGCUACUUAAGAAGGAAUACUGGCCAGCCAGCUACAUGUGUUUCCGUCUCCUGGGUGCUGCCCUACCCCUGCUGUCCAAGGAGCAGAUGCAGCUGAUGAUGCAGGGAGACCUGAUCCGAUUUUAUGGCCUGCACGUGGUUACUGUCAAGCGACAACAGUACAGGUUUACUCCAGAGAUGGAUAAGUAUGUGAGUACCUUCCUGGAAGGCUGUCAAGAUGACUCUGAGCGGCAGUUGACUGCAGUGUUGGCCUUCACCUCAAUCACCCACCAGGGCCUGCCAAUCAUUCCUUCCAAUUGGCGUGUAGUGAAGUCCCUAAGCGCUCCUGCGCUUAGGGACUAUGUGGCCUGGCUUCGGGACAUGUUUCUCCAGCCCAACCUAGACUCUUUGGUAGACUUCAACACCAACAACCAGAAGAAAAACCAAGAUGCAUCUCUGUAUGGGCCUGAGCACAGUGUGUUCCGCCUACGGAAGUGGAUCAUCUUCCGCCUGAUCAGCAUUGUGGAAUACUUCCAUGUGGAGAAGGAGGACGACUUGUUGGAGGAGGUGGCUAGGUUUUGCAUCUUUCACUCAUUCUUCGAGACCAAGAAGCCAGUGUCACAUAUUGCAGAGACCCAGCAGCAGUUCUCCUUCCCUCUGGAUGCCCAGACCCGGGAGGUGGUCACCUCUGCCUUCUUCAGCCUGCUACAGACCCUCAGCACACACUUCAAGAUCAAAGCAGGUCAGGUCCAGGACAAGCGUACCUGGCUGUACCGCCUGGUGCAAUUUGCAGACAUGCUGCUGAACCACAGCCAACACGUGGUCCCCCUGAGGCCCUUCACGAAGCCACAGCGCCAGACUUGGGACCGGAUGCUGCAGACUCUGAAGGAGUUGGAGACACACUUUUCCAAUGCCACAGCUGACACCAGGCCCAAAACUAUUGCCUACCAGCACCUGCUCCUCUUGGUGGGCAUCCACCUCUUCAAGUCCCCUGACGAGAGUUGUGACCUCCUGGGCGACAUCCAGACCUGCAUCAUGAAGAGCCUUCGGGAGAAGGCCCAUCGGAAACGCUCUAAGACCACCGCCCCUCAGGAGCCAACGUGGGUGGAAGUGCUGGUGGAGAUCCUGCUUUCCCUUCUGGCUCAGUCCAGCCACCUGGUGCGCCUGGUGACCCGGCAUGUGUUUGGCCAUAUCUGCUCGCACUUGACCCCAAGGGCUCUGCAGCUCAUCCUGGAUGUGCUGCGUCCCAAGAAGAGCCAGGACGACGACGACGAUGAGGAGAAAGUGGUGGUCACAGACUAUUCCGAAGAAAAGCUGGAGGCUGCAGAGGCCCAGGAUUCCGACAGUGAGGUUGAACACAUGGGGAGUGACAAGGAGAGCGAGGAGAGUGAUGAGGAGAGUGACGAGGAAGAAAGAGACGGGGAUGUGGACCAGGGCUUCCGGGAGCAGCUGAUGGCAGUGCUGCAGGCUGGCAAGGCAUUGGGCGGUGAGGACAGCGAGGAGGAGGAGGAGGAAGAGGAUGAGCUGGGGGACGAGGCCAUGAUGGCUCUGGACCAGAGCCUCUCCAGCCUCUUUGCCGAGCAGAAACUGCGCAUCCAGGCCCGGAAAGACGAGAAGAGCAAGUUGAACAAGGAGAAGACACUCCGGCGGAACUUCCAGAUCAGGGUCCUGGAUCUGAUCGAGGUGCUGGUGACCAAGCAGCCUGAGAACCCCUUGGUCCUGGAGCUGCUUGAGCCACUACUGGAAAUUAUCCGUUACAACAUGCGCAGCAGCAGUAGCGCCAAGCAGGAGCAGGACUUCCUGCAUAAGACAGCUCGCAUCUUCACGCACCACCUGUGCAGUUCCCGAGAAUACUGCCGUGACUUGGACAGUGCUGUAGAGACACUGCAUCCCCGGGUGGCAUGGCUUGUGGAACAAGCUGGCCGUCAGCUGGACUCUUCCGUCUCCCUCUAUUACUUCAAUGCCUCGCUCUUCCUGCUCCGUGUCUUGAAGGGCAAUGCUAUUCACAAGGCCCAGGCAAAGACAACCAGUGCUGGUGACUCUACCAAACCUGAGAAACCUGAGGCUUCCAGCGGCUUGGACUUGAGCUUCCUGACCCCAGUCUACUCAUCAGCACUGACCGCCUUCCUGACCAAGCGCAACAGCCCCCUCACAGUUCCCAUGUUCCUCAACCUCUUCACACGGCACCCGAUGCUCAAUAAGAAUCUGCUUCCUGUUGUCAUCCGGCACCUCUCAGGCCCCACACGACCACGCCAGCAGGGCCAGGCGUGCCAGCUGAUGCAGAAGAUGCUGUCCAUGAGGGAGCUCAGGCUGUGCUUCAAGGAUACUGACUGGCAGCAGCUCAUCAGCCAGAUCCUGGCAAAGGUCACCGAGAACAUGCGUGUACUGGGCCAGUCCCAGAGCAAGAUGACACUGCAGAGGGAUCUCUCUUCCUUAGAACUGCUCAACACACUGUUGAAGAAAAUUCGGUGCGAGGAGCUGCCCACAGACCUGACUAGUAUCCUGGAUGUGCUGCGGAGCCAGCAGCCUGUCCUGCAGCAAAAGCUGCAGCAGGGAGAGCAUGCUACAGGGUCCAGUCGUCUCCAUGACCUCUACUGGCAGGCCAUGAAGUUCUUCGGAGUCGAGCGCCCCAAGUCAGAGAAGAAAGAUAACAAGGAAGCUCCCAGUGCUUCUGGGAACGCCAUUAGCACAAAGAGCAAGAAAAAGGGGUUCUUGCCAGAAACCAAAAAGCGCAAGAAACGCAAUGCAGAGAGGGUCACUCCAGAGAAUGCCACACCUGCAGCCUCCAAUGGGGACCAGGCCCCCAGCCCAGGGAAGAAGAGGAAGAGAAAGAGGAAGAAUAAGACAAUGGCCGAGGACCCAGCCAAGUCCCUGGUGAAUGGGGUACCUGAUACACAGAGUCCAGUCCCGGCCCUGCCCAUUGUGAACCCCAGAACUCCUGCCAAGACCCCAAAACAGCCAAAGAAAAAACAGAAGCUCUCUCAUGUAAAUGGAGGCUCUGCCCUCCCCCCUACAGAACCUGCCAAUGAAAAGCAACAGCAGCAGGAGCAGCAACAGAAGAAGAAGAUUAAGAAUAAACUGCCUGCAAAUGAAGUGUUGUCAAGCAAGUCCCCACAUUCUUCUCAGACCCAGAAAAAGGCAAGCAGGAGCACUAGUCUCCCUCAGAAUGGGGCCAAAAAGAAAGCUCAGCCAAGGAAGAACCAGUCCUGAAUGCAGGGUCUGCCUGUCAGAGCCCCACGGAACACAAAAUUGCCAGUU
This is a messenger RNA of Suncus etruscus (white-toothed pygmy shrew), 4121 nucleotides long. It is a transcript of the gene MYBBP1A, whose product is annotated as MYB binding protein 1a. The record is from RefSeq and is a predicted model, not a curated record. The transcript is spliced from 26 exons. Gene Ontology annotation, molecular function: sequence-specific DNA binding; RNA binding; transcription factor binding. NCBI's taxonomy places the organism in Eukaryota, Metazoa, Chordata, Mammalia, Eulipotyphla, Soricidae. Gene Ontology annotation, biological process: regulation of DNA-templated transcription. The coding region runs from base 6 to 4073 and encodes 1355 amino acids. Gene Ontology annotation, cellular component: nucleolus.